AGAAGCGACAGCCAUAUUUAUGUUUCACGAGUUGAGGUUAUAAUUUUGGUGAUCGUAAGAAAGAAACUAACUUACUUGUUUUUGUUAUAGUCCUGUAACAAUUCCGUAUUAAAAAUGAAGCUAGUCAGGUUUUUGAUGAAGCUCAGUCAUGAAACAGUUACAAUAGAGCUAAAAAAUGGAAGUGUUGUACACGGUACAAUUACCGGCGUCGAUGUCGCCAUGAACACGCAUUUGAAGGCUGUUAAAGUUACGCUGAAAAACAAAGAAGAGCUUCAGCUGGAAACUUUGAGUAUAAGAGGAAAUAACAUCAGGUAUUACCUGUUACCAGACAGUUUACCUUUGGAGACGUUGCUGUUAGAUGACGCGCCAAAAGGUAGGGCGAAGCGGGAAGGUUUUCCAAGAGGCGGGUCUCGAGGCGGAAGAGGCAGAGGCCGUGGUGGUCGCGGAGGUCCUAGAGGUGGACGUGGAGGAAGAGGUCGGGGCCGUCGUUAAACUCACCAUUCCUGUUUCGCUAUGCGUAAUUCAAAUCCGACAUCUGUGAAUUAUAGUUUUAAGUGCUAUUCUUAAGGUCUGUCAUUCUUAAUUAAAAGAUUGAAUAGAAAAUUGUGUUUUGAUACAAUAAAUUUUAGUAUAAUUGAUCAGAAGAUUCCUUAUGACUCAAUUAGUUUCAUAAAUCAGUGUUGAUGGUAUAUUUUUUUUAAAUCACACGGAUUUAUGCAUCUCAGCAUGUAUAAGAUAAUGUUUAAAUCCAUAUAAGUGCCUGUUUUAUAAACAAAUUAUUGAUAUUAUUUUAUGAAACAUAGUAUUUCUUCCAAGAUAAAAAAUGUGUGCCCGAAGGAUGUAAAACAGGCAUAUAAAGUUUCCUGUUACUUACCAUAAAACAAAAAAUUGUAGGAAAAGAUUGCACAGCUAUGUUCCAAAUCUUUGUGUCCAAAAUGUACUGUAUUUAUAAGGUUACUGUGAUAGCCUUUUACUGAAUAAAUAAUAACAAUAGAA
This is a messenger RNA of Amyelois transitella, 996 nucleotides long. It is a transcript of the gene SmD1, whose product is annotated as probable small nuclear ribonucleoprotein Sm D1. Gene Ontology annotation, molecular function: RNA binding. NCBI's taxonomy places the organism in Eukaryota, Metazoa, Arthropoda, Insecta, Lepidoptera, Pyralidae. The transcript has a single exon. Bases 115 to 492 code for a protein of 125 amino acids. The record is from RefSeq and is a predicted model, not a curated record. Gene Ontology annotation, cellular component: SMN-Sm protein complex; U4 snRNP; precatalytic spliceosome. Gene Ontology annotation, biological process: spliceosomal snRNP assembly; RNA processing.